GCGGCUGCGGCUGCAGGGGAGCGGUACGCGGCGGAAGGGGACGCGGAGCGGUCGCGUGCGCGGAGGGCAGCUCUGGGCGCGGUGCGGUUGCGGUUGGUGCGGGCGCUCCAGGGCCCUGGGAACAAUGGCGCUGUGCGCGCGGGCCGCGCUGCUGCUGCUGCUGCUGGGCGCGCUGCAGGUGCUGGCGCUGCCGGGGGCCGCGGCGGACGGUGCGGACCCUCAGGGCUCUCCAAGUAGAAAUCACUCUGUGUCUCUGCUGCCCUCCCGUGUUAACGUCACAGAAAAUACCACUGUGCAUAUGGCUUCCAACCAGACCAAUAAAGUUAACAACAGCACUUUGAAGCCAUUAGUAACUUCAGGACUGCCAAGAAAUGUCACAACUGUCACUGUGAAACCUGAAACUAUUGCUAAAAUAUCAACACCAGGGGUCUCACCACACGUGACUUCCACUGCCUCAAAGUCUACACCCAAAGCAAGUGCUUCCCCAAAAUCAACCCAGACAGCAGCAUCCAUGAUGACCACAGGCCACAACAGUUUAAAGACAUCUAUAACGAUCACAGCGACUGUCCAUUCUGACAAGAGCAAAGGAUCGAAGUUCGACACCGGCAGCUUUGUUGGAGGAAUAGUGUUAACUCUGGGAGUCCUGUCUAUUCUCUACAUUGGAUGCAAAGUGUAUUAUUCAAGGAGAGGCAUUCGGUAUCGAAGCAUUGAUGAACAUGAUGCCAUCAUUUAAAUUACUCCACUGGCCAAGGAAAGAAGAGAGACUGCAGCCCUAUCAAAUAGUUUGGUUUAUAUUAGCCUGAAAUAUUAUUUUCUUGGAAAUAGUAUAAGCAAGUCAUAUAUAAAAUGAACAAUGUGUUCCAUGAAUAUCUGAAAAUCCCUUAUUAUUAAAGGUAAAGGGUAUAGUCUGGGCAGUUCAUUGAGUUUGGAGCUAACAGGUAAUUUAUCCAGUGAUUACGUUUACUUUAGAAAGUCAUAGCAAGACAAGUCCUAUCCUUCAGAGGAUGCCAUGACACUGGUUGUCACCGAGGGGCAGGAUCCCACAGAAUUGCAGAGCCUAUUGCAGCGGUGUCUGGUUGGUCACAUAACAAACCUAAGUGCCAUUCAGUGCUGGGAUGUGUCCUGAUUUACACCUUGGGUUCCACAGCUCAGCUAACCAGCAAACCUUAGGAAGCCCCCGCAUUUUAGGGUUUAUAGUCAGGGUUGACCUAGCGAGAACUUGAAUCCGAUGCAUCCCUCACAGCACUGUGGAGCCUGGCCUUCACUAACCACCUCUUCUCAGCUCUCCGUCUCUGCUUCUUCCUUUCUGCAUGAAUUUCGGCAUGCUGCCGCACUUGCCUUGCUUCUCAACCGCAGCAGGCCUGGCAGUCUAGGAGAAUGAGUGGACUGCCGCUGUGAGCACUGUCACACCGCUGGAAACCGCUGCGCACACGCGCUUGUCAGUUAAGUUUUAGUGAAUGCUUUUCAGGCAGUGUAGAGCUGCUCUCCAUAUUCAGAAAUUUUAUAUGACACCAAAAUCAGUGUUUAGAAAUCUAUAUUGGCAGCAAAAUGCUGUGUUUGGUAAACCAGGGAUCAUGACCCCUACCCCGCCCCAGGUCAAUAAACCUACAGGGUGGAGAUACUGUAUUUUUUACACUAUCAACUUACUCAGUUUUGAGAAAAUUACUUUUUUAUACUAAGCUGUAUUUUGGAGUAAAUUCCAACUUCCUUAUCCCCAGGCCCAUUCCUUGCCCUGGAAAGGGAGCUAUAUCUGGUCCCCCAGCAGCAGCAUCUCUGCACUGAGUUCUAUAGUUUAUUCCAAGUCAAACUCAGGGUCAAGUUUAACAGAGGAGGUGUUUAGUGUCAAAAUACUAAUAUAGUAUUUCUAUUGCAGAGGGCCAGAAUAAAUUACAGGAAUUUCUGAAAGUGUAGCAAUAAGCCAAAAAUGUCCUAAUGAGUGUUCACCUGUUACAGCUAAAAAUCUAAGCGUAACUUUUGUAAUCUGCUGCUGGUUUUCAAAAAACUAAAAUUUUUAUAUAAAUAAGAAUCAUUUCUACUUGCUGUAUAUAAGGGCCAACCAAUGUGGUAAAACAUUGACUCCUCAAAUCUACAUUAAUCCAGAGAGAAAGGAGGAAAUGUUAGGAAAUGGGGCACGGGCUUAGGCUGGUCUCAAGUGUGGGCUGACGGGAAAUUGGUGCUUUCCUCUCUUCAGGAUGAGGUUGAAGAUGCUGUAGAGGUGAGGGCCUUGUUUGUCUGCUGUGUCCCUGGUACUGCAGUCCCGGCUGAUGAGCUCCUUGAAGACUUGUUUCUUUAGCACUUUGAAGACAGAACCACUUUCUUAAAGUGCUAUCUUAGAAACUUUAGAAGCUUGCCCUACUUUCCUCUGAUUUGGGGAUUAAAAAGUAAAGUUACAUUUUUUUUUAAAUUUGUUACUUUCAAAUACCAGGACUUUUAUUAAAGGGAUUUCUUUUUAAUCUGCCAAAAUGGAGCCCAUUUCCUAGGCAUAAGUCUGUCUUCCGAGACCGGCUUCAGCAAACACUCACCCUUCCUGGCUUCCCUAGAGAGUAUUGUUAGGGUAAAACACAGUCCGAGAUGGGCAUUGUACACCAGGCAAGGCUACUCUGGCUUUAAAUUUUACUUCAGAAAUUCUAUGAAAGGGAUAAUUCUAAGAUAGAGAAAUUAGAGAGUUGGUAACAUAUUUUAUGAUGCCAUAAUUUUGUAUCUUCUGGGGAACAUUGGCAAACUCUUGUUACUGUUUUUCUAUAAUGACCAGUUUUGGUAUUUCCUUGUUACUAAGAUCUAUUUUUAGAAUAAAAUCUGUUCUCCAUUCAA
Molecule: messenger RNA, 2811 nt
Organism: Microtus ochrogaster (prairie vole)
Lineage: Eukaryota; Metazoa; Chordata; Mammalia; Rodentia; Cricetidae
Gene: Tmem123
Product: transmembrane protein 123
Cellular component (GO): cytoplasmic vesicle
Source: RefSeq, a predicted model, not a curated record